Cylindrotheca closterium is the source of this 2220-nucleotide messenger RNA. NCBI's taxonomy places the organism in Eukaryota, Bacillariophyta, Bacillariophyceae, Bacillariales, Bacillariaceae. The record is from the annotation of a GenBank genome assembly.
AUGAAUGGAGUUAACAAGGAGAAGAAAUCAGAUUCAGCUUUGAUUCGUCAUGAUAGCAUGGGCGGUGGCUCUCACCGCGGUCACGACCAUCAUCCUGCCGUGAAUUAUGAAUCCUUGACCUAUGUUCGAGAUGAAACCGAUGCUUGGAGAGCCAACAACGCAACGGAACAUUUUGUCCAUAGAGGCAACUUUUGGAAUGCUGGAAAACAUGAGACGUCCACGACUUAUAUAAUCAUUGCGUUGGUUGGGAUUGCCCAAGCUUCUGUCGCUUAUUUUACAAAUGUUUUGUCUGCCCACUUUAUUGAUCACAAAUUCAAUCAUGUAUAUGGUCUAUUGGAAGCCAUUGCCUCUAUCUUUGUGUGGAUCGAACCAGUCAGUGCAGGAUCGGGAAUUCCGGAAGUCAAAUGUUACCUCAAUGGAAUCGAUCUUCCAAGAGUGGUCGAACUCAAAACUCUUGUCUGCAAGGUCCUGGGUGUCAUUUGUUCGGUAUCAGCAGGAUUGCCGGUUGGAAAGGAAGGCCCCAUGGUCCAUUCUGGUGCAGUGGUCGCCAAUACCAUAUCUUCCGGAAAGACCCAGAACGAUCGACAAAAGCGAGACUUUGUAGCAUGUGGUGCAGCUGCUGGUGUGUGUACUGCCUUUUCAGCUCCCAUUGGAGGCAUUCUAUUUGCACUGGAAGAAGGUGCAAGCUACUGGGGCCCAUCAGUGACGUGGCGAUCAUUUUUCUGUUCCAUGAUUGCACUCUCCACACUCUAUACUCUCAACACUAUCGGAAACGCAUUUGGAAAGGUUGGCUUUGGUCGGCUGUUUAGUUUUGGUAAUUUUGUCUUUGAAGAGGAGUCCAGUUUUGCCGUCUAUGAACUCUUGCCAUUUGUCUUGUUGGGUGCCAUUGGGGGUCUCAUUGGGGCAGUAUUCAAUGACACGAACGAAAAGAUCACAAAGUGGAGAAUGAAGCAUGUUAAUCCUUCCAAGAAACGACGAUUCCUGGAAGUCCUUGUUGUUUCCAGUCUUGUUUCCUUGGUAUCAUUCGCGUUGCCAUUUGUAUGGGUCAAAUGUACUCCUCUUCCCAGUCGAGCUGAUAUGAGUGCGGAUCAGAUCGAGUUAUGGGAAUCGCUCGUUCCCUUUCGUUGUAUAGCUGGCGAGGAAUACAAUGAGAUGGCUUCACUUAUUUUGACUGAUCCAGGAGACGCGAUUCGACAGCUGUUUCAUCUUCAUCAGCAUGCUUUCAGUACAGCGGCUUUGAUUCUCUUUUUUACAUGCUACAUUUCUUUGGCAGUGAUUGUCUACGGUGUAGCCGUGCCCUCUGGCCUCUUUGUUCCUAGUCUACUGUCAGGUGCCGCAUUUGGUCGCCUCUUUGGAAACCUGGCUCACAAUCUCUAUCCAAACCUCGCCUACAGUAACACUUAUGCAUUGAUUGGGGCCGCAGCAGUCUUGGGGGGAAUGGCAAGAAUGACCAUUAGCUUGACAGUCAUCAUCUUGGAGUGUACUGGAAAUGAACAAUUUGUCCUGCCGCUCAUGUUGACGCUCAUGACAGCUCGGAUCACUGGGUCGUUCUUCAACGAAGAUCUAUAUCAUAUUCACAUUCAUCUCAAAGGCAUUCAGUUUCUAGAAGCGGAGCUCCGAUCCAUUACAAGACACCAUGGACUGGUUACUGGAGAUGUAAUGAGCGCCAAUGUCGUAUUUGUCCGUCCGGUCGAGAAGGUUGGAGUUAUCUAUGAUAUUCUCAAGUCCUGUGAAUACUCCAACUUUCCUGUGGUGGAUACGGAUGACAAUGACACUCUAUCUGGUACAAUAGGUCGCAAUGCGCUUUGCAUCUUGUUGCAACAGCGUGCCUUUGGUCGACCGUCGACUCCUGAAGGAAACAAUCAUGACAAUAUCAAUUGUAACUAUCUGCAGGUCAAUGGUGCCAAAUUCUAUCCCUUGGUGCAGUGGCAUGUAGUCGAGAAGGCCUAUCCCAAGUAUCCAAAGGUGUCAGAUCUGAGAAUUGACUACUCCGAUAGAGAAAAGUUUGUGGAUCUGAGACCGUACACCAACGUAGCUGCAUUGACAACGCAAGAGGCAUCGUCAGUAACUAGAACAUAUGAGUUGUUUCGAAGUUUGGGACUUCGCUUCCUUCCAGUUGUGAAUAAGUACAACCAAGCCGUCGGUACCAUCACUCGAACGGACUUGACUCCAGAUGCUUUAUCAGAGACGAUGUUAAAGAUGGGCAAGAAGAAUGCCUAG